Mesitornis unicolor (brown roatelo) is the source of this 848-nucleotide messenger RNA. RefSeq names its product phosphatidylcholine transfer protein (gene PCTP). The record is from RefSeq and is a predicted model, not a curated record. The transcript has 6 exons. Gene Ontology annotation, molecular function: phosphatidylcholine intramembrane carrier activity; phosphatidylcholine binding. Lineage: Eukaryota; Metazoa; Chordata; Aves; Mesitornithiformes; Mesitornithidae. The coding region runs from base 1 to 762 and encodes 253 amino acids.
AUGCCAGGUAUCUGUGCAGGAAUUAGCUGUGCAGAUGCAAUAGAGGCUUCUGGGAGUGCUGCUUCUGGAGUGGAUGAAAUAGAAACCUUAGGACUGGAGCUCAUCACCGACCUGACAAUGCAUCACACAGUGACCAAAGGCAAACUCUUGAGCAUAUUUGUAGUAUGUGCCCCACCUAACUUCCUUCAGCUGUUCUCCCUGCUGCAGAGUACUUCCCUUUCCUGUGUGACUUUUCCUCUCCCCAUUUUGUUUCCACAGCAAUCAGGACUUUAUGAGUAUAAAAUCUUCGGUGGUCUUGCUGACUGUCCUCCAAAACUGUGUGCAGAGGUCUAUAUGGACUUAGAUUUCAGAAAAAAAUGGGAUCAGUAUGUUAAAGAACUGUAUGAGAAAACAUAUGAUGGUGAGAAAGUAAUCUACUGGGAAGUGAAGUACCCUUUUCCUCUCUCAAACAGAGAUUAUGUCUAUAUUCGUGAAUGUCGAGAGAUGGAUGUCGAUGGGCGGAAGAUCUGGGUUGUGUUAGCUCAAAGUGUGUCUGUUCCUCAGUGCCCUGAAAAGCCUGGCAUUAUCAGAGUUAAAAGCUAUAAACAAAGUCUGGCAAUUGAAAGUGAUGGCGAGACUGGAUCUAAAGUCUAUAUGUACUAUUUUGAUAAUCCUGGUGGCAUGAUUCCAUCAUGGCUGGUCAACUGGGCUGCCAAGAGUGGUGUACCUGCUUUCCUGAAGGAUAUGAAAAAAGCUUGCCAUAAUUAUUCUAGGAGCACUUAGGUCAAAGUUGAUCUGAAUUGUUCAAUUCCUAAAGCACUUGCAGGAGUGGCUAUUAUAUAUUACACUGGAUCAAAUCUACCUCUAAA